Molecule: messenger RNA, 1254 nt
Organism: Corticium candelabrum
Lineage: Eukaryota; Metazoa; Porifera; Homoscleromorpha; Homosclerophorida; Plakinidae
Product: 52 kDa repressor of the inhibitor of the protein kinase-like
Exons: 1
Coding region: 370-969 (199 amino acids)
Molecular function (GO): protein dimerization activity
Source: RefSeq, a predicted model, not a curated record
UGACGCUACGUUGUACCCACAUCUUCAUCGUGAAAUGGAGUUUGUAAUAGUUGCGGAUUCAACAAAUGAGAAGUGAGAUUGGAAUAGGAAUAGGGAGACUAUCCUUAGGGCUCAAAGACUGCUUGUGUUGCUGCAAAAGUCAGAAUUCAUAAUGGCAUUUGUAGUUGUGAAGAACUGUUUCUCUGUUUUAAGAGAAAUGACCAUCAAACAGCAGAAGAGGAAUAUUGAUAUUGUCACAGCAUAAUCUGAUAGAAGACACUACAAAAGAGAUCACUGAUCUUAGAGCUAACAAUUAAAUAUUGACAUGAAACAGAGCACUGGUACAAAGAAGCACAAGAAAUAGCAAGGAGAGUGGGGGAAGAGGUCACCAUGCCCCGUAUCACUGGAAGACAAAUGUACAGGGGUAAUGUGGAAAUGACUACUACCAGUAACUACUAUCAAGUCAAAUACACUGCUAAAUUUGUUGACCACCUGCUCAGUGAAUUCUUGCACCAGGUUAGCAAUGAUAGCCAAAUGGCUGUAAAAUUACUGCAUAUACCACCAAAAAGCUUGGACCAUGUCAUUACCGAAUUGGCUUUCUGGGAAGAUGACCUCAUUCAUCUUGCUCUGUUGAAGAAUGAAGUGUAUGAAUGGUUUAGGCUAUGGAAGGAUCAUGCUGCUAAUAGUCAUAAGCCUCUACCAACUAAUUUGAUUGAUGCUCUCCAACAGUGUGACGCAAGUAUCUUUCCAUGCAUCUAUCAGCUUCUUAUAAUUGGUUGCACUUUGCCCGUUAGCAGCUGUGAGGCUGAAAGAUCCUUCUCUGUUUUAAGACGAAUCAUGAAUUACCUUCGGUCCUCCAUGGAUGAAGGAAAGUUGACAGGACUAGCUCAUAUGUGCAUGUAUAGAGAUGUCAAAAUUGACUCUAAAGAAGUAGUUGAACAUUUUAUUAGACACCAAUCUACCAGAAUGUUUAAGAAUUCAGUUUAUUGAGUUUUAGGUACCAUGAAUCUUGUUUGUUGUGUUAUUAAGUAUUAAGCGAACGUACCUUAAUGUUUUGAUGGAUGGUUAAUUCGCUCUAUUCCAAACUUAUAUGCCAUUAAUUAUCUAAUGGAUAUGCUAGAAAAUUAACCCUAAUGCAGAUUGAAGUGAGUUUGCUGGUUUCGUAGGUCAUCUACAGAUUUAGCUGCUAUGGAGCAUGGCCAUGCAAUGAUACAAAUGGACCCCUCCUUCAAAAAAUUCUGUAUUCGUGCCUGCACACACACACACACACACACA